CGCUCCAAACAACCUUGCGAGCAGCUCUUCUCCUCGAUUACCCUCGUGCGCACUAGGGUUUCCUACGCCAUCGCCGCCGCCAGGGAACUCCUCGACCAACCCACCCUCCUAUCGCUCCGCCCCCUUCCCUUCCCAUCACCGCAGUCGCCCCCUCCAUCUCCUUACGGAGCCACUUCCCUGCCGCGAACAUCCUGCUCGCGUUGUACAUGACCGGUAUGGCGGCCCUGACGGGGAGAGAGAACCGCCACGGGAACGCGGCGGUGAGCCCCUCGGUGAAGACCUGCGUGGAGAGCACGAACGCGUGCGGUGCCGCGGCGGCGAUCUUCGUGGUGUCCCCGGGCCAGAGGCCGUCGAGGAUGUACAGCACCGGGAGCGCAGCACCGAUGAGGAACCCGCCCACAGUGUGUGCGGCGAGGGGAGGUGCGCGAGGCCACGGAAGACAGGCGCGGACGGGUUGGGCUUCCUGGGGCGCUGCGGAAAGGCGAGCGUGGCCAGGAGGAGGAGGUAGGGGAGGAGCAGAACGCCAAAGGCGAUCUCCGAGAGCGGCACGGUGGUCGAGAAGGCCAGUACGGCGGCGGCGCCCAGCGUGUUGAGCUGCUUGAUGGAGAAGAGGUAGUGGUGGUGGUGCGGGCGCGUGGUGGGCGAGGUGGGCUCUGGGUGAAGCGGUAGGGCGGCUACCUCAUCGAUGGCAGCGCGAUGCCGCUCUCGCCGUCGGGCCCACGCUGCCGGACAUCGUCGUGCUCUUGGCUUGUUCGCUCAAUGUCGUUGGGUUCUCCUUGUCCGCUGAGUUUUGAUACACCUCUUCUGUUGAGCAAUCCUGGUGUGUUAAAAAUAAUGUUUUAACUUUGUCUUUGAUGGUUUAUUACUAUGCUUUCCUUUUUCGCAGAAUUACCAUAAUCAGGAAAGGGAGGGAGCAAAGUUGUUGGCCGAUGAUGAUAUGAGAUUGACAACCUGUUUCCUGCAUCCUCUAGGAGUAGGAUUUGAAAGCGUUUUGGGAAGUAGACUGAAGACCAAGACGAUGGUAAUUUUGGUGAUUUGAGACGGAGGAGUGGCCGAAGGAGAACUUUUCUAUGUUGUUAAUGUAUAGUGCUGGGGUUUAUGCUGAUUGUGCUGAUUUGGAAGUUUGAUUUCUCGCCGUUUAUGAUCCUGGUCAUUGCCAUUCUCAACGACGGCACAAUCAUGACCAUCUCCAAGGACAGAGUGAAGCCAUCCCCACAUCCAGAUAGCUGGAAGCUACUAGAGAUCUUCAUCACCGCCAUUGUCUAUGGUGCCUACCUUGCUGUGUUGACCGUGGUGUUCUUCUUCGCCAUGACUAGCACCGACUUCUUCAGCGAGAAGUUCCACGUGCGUUCGCUAAGGAGCAACAAGGACGCGAUGAUGUCUGCCCUCUACCUUCAAGUGAGCAUCAUCAGCCAGCCCCUCAUCUUCGUCACCCGGUCGCGCCGCUGGUGCUUCCAGGAGCGCCCGGGGCUCUGGCUCUGCUUCUCCUUCGUCGUCGCGCAUAUCGUAAGCCCACCCCACCCGGCCUCACUCCAACAAUGGAGUGCGCGCGUUCAUAUUCAGUUGUAGCUGCAACAAUACCGAAGGAGAACAGAACAAAUCAAUGAUAAAGAUGGCGUCGACACUCUUCAUGAAUGCCAUUCUUUUUAGGAGCUGAUUUUGUUGUACAUAAAAAUGCAUAUGUAUGAAAUGGUCAAUUAAAAUGUUCUUUGCAAUCCAUUAUCAUAAUCCACCAAGUUAUAACCAAGUCCUACUAUUCCUGGUUGGUUUUGAAGUGUUCCGUUGGCACUUGUUCUCUCAUAUGAAAAGGAGAGCUGAACAAGUGACAAGUCCUACUGUUUCUGGUUGGUUUUGAAGUAUUCAGAAUAACUAUUUAUAACUACGGAGUGUCUUCUGCUCGAGUUUUAGUAUCUCAGUUAAGAAAUAAAUAGUAGCCUUCCUCUAAAGAGGUCUGCUGCCUUGCUUUUCAUAAUUUAAAUUUGUAUUUUAUUUUCUUAUAUUCA
Messenger RNA from Triticum aestivum (bread wheat), 2003 nucleotides. RefSeq names its product plasma membrane ATPase. Bases 1099 to 1569 code for a protein of 156 amino acids. The record is from RefSeq and is a predicted model, not a curated record. NCBI's taxonomy places the organism in Eukaryota, Viridiplantae, Streptophyta, Magnoliopsida, Poales, Poaceae. The transcript is spliced from 5 exons.